GAUGACCUGCGUCUUCAUGAAAAGCUUAGCCAGCGCCGUGUAACACUUUUGCUGGCUACUUCAUACAAUCAGCACGCCUCAUCUCAAGGAUCAUAAUGCGAGAAAUCGUCCACAUUCAAGCUGGCCAAUGCGGCAACCAAAUUGGAACCAAGUUCUGGGAGGUGAUCAGUGAUGAGCAUGGCAUUGACCCAGCUGGGAACUACAUGGGAGAUUCAGACUUACAGCUGGAGAGAAUUAACGUCUAUUAUAAUGAGGCAUUCACCAACAAGUAUGUUCCAAGAGCCAUCAUGGUGGAUUUGGAGCCAGGUACCAUGGACAGUGUCCGCUCUGGACCCUUUGGGCAACUUUUCAGACCAGAUAACUUCAUUUUUGGUCAGAGUGGGGCAGGAAACAACUGGGCCAAAGGCCACUACACAGAGGGCGCAGAGCUGGUGGAUGCGGUGCUGGACAUUGUGAGGAAGGAGAGUGAGAACUGUGACUGCCUGCAGGGCUUCCAGCUCACCCACUCUCUGGGCGGAGGAACAGGCUCGGGCCUGGGCACGCUGCUGAUCAGUAAGGUCCGGGAGGAGUACCCCGACCGCAUCAUGAACACUUUCAGUGUGGUGCCUUCGCCCAAAGUGUCUGAUACCGUAGUGGAGCCCUACAACGCUACGCUCUCCAUCCACCAGCUGGUGGAGAACACGGACGAGACGUACUGCAUCGACAACGAGGCGCUGUAUGAUAUCUGCUUCCGUACGCUCAAACUGCCCACGCCUACUUAUGGCGACCUCAACCACCUCGUCUCCUCCACCAUGAGCGGGGUGACCACCUCUCUCCGCUUCCCCGGCCAGCUCAACGCCGACCUUCGUAAACUGGCGGUCAACAUGGUGCCCUUCCCUCGUCUGCACUUCUUCAUGCCAGGCUUUGCCCCUCUGACAGCUAGGGGGAGCCAGCAGUACCACGCUCUCACUGUGCCCGAGCUCACCCAGCAGAUGUUUGAUGCCAAGAACAUGAUGGCAGCCUGCGACCCACGGCACGGCCGUUACCUCACCGUGGCAACCGUGUUCCGCGGUCGCAUGUCCACCAAGGAGGUGGACGAGCAGAUGUUGGCUGUCCAGAGCAAGAACAGCAGCUACUUUGUGGAAUGGAUCCCGAACAAUGUGAAAGUGGCUGUGUGCGACAUCCCGCCGAGAGGCCUCAAGAUGUCCUCCACGUUCAUCGGCAACAGCACGGCCAUCCAGGAGCUUUUCAGACGCAUCUCCGAGCAGUUCACCGCCAUGUUCCGCCGCAAAGCCUUCCUGCACUGGUACACGGGCGAGGGCAUGGACGAGAUGGAGUUCAGCGAGGCCGAGAGCAACAUGAACGACCUGGUGUCCGAGUACCAGCAGUACCAGGACGCCACCAUAGACGAGGAGGGCGAGAUGUACGAAGAUGACGAGGACGACUCAGAGACACAGGGUUAGGAGUCGCGCUUCCAGCUGUGCCGGACAGUCAAAAGAAAACCACUGUGUCUUUUAGGACCAAAAAUAUACCUCCCUGCCUUAGCCCCUCUGUAUAUCUCACUCCCGCUUCAUACUGUUUGUUAAGCUCUUCUUGAUAAACUUAAGUGACAGCUCCACCAGUAAUAACUGACUGUAUUGCAACAACUCAUGCUGACAUGUUGAAAGUACUGACAAAAUGAAAUAAAAUAAAC
This is a messenger RNA of Sardina pilchardus (European sardine), 1672 nucleotides long. RefSeq names its product tubulin beta-3 chain. Gene Ontology annotation, biological process: microtubule cytoskeleton organization; mitotic cell cycle. Gene Ontology annotation, molecular function: GTP binding; structural constituent of cytoskeleton; GTPase activity. The coding region runs from base 96 to 1442 and encodes 448 amino acids. The transcript is spliced from 4 exons. Lineage: Eukaryota; Metazoa; Chordata; Actinopteri; Clupeiformes; Clupeidae. Gene Ontology annotation, cellular component: microtubule; cytoplasm. The record is from RefSeq and is a predicted model, not a curated record.